AUACUGUUUGUAUAUCACGUGCAAUGUUUACAUAAAUACAAAAAACACAAACUGAAUUAUCACAAACGUAUAUAUAUUAGUUUUUGUAGUGUUAAACGUCAGAAAUCACGUUCUCUCAUAGGCAGAAUAUUUACAAUAUUCUCCUGUGAAUCGUUUCCAAUUGGAAGGAAAUUUAUGAAAUUUAUCAACAUAACCUUACUCAAAAGAAUCGACAAGUGUUUUUGUUGCUAGCGGUUGUCAAGGCUAAAUUAAACUGACCCAACCCAUAAAAUAUUGUUUGCAGUCAAGCUAAUUGACUAUUCUUGAUUGCCUAAUGAGUUUACAAAAAAGUCACUAAAGGUUGAGAGAUAUUUUUGUUCCAUUGGCCAAUAAGAAAUGAAAUUCUAAUGUUAACAACAAAGUUUGAUAUCAAGCAAGAUAUUUACGUUUUGUUUACAUUCGUAAUUAUUUUACAUUCCUGCCAUUGUUGUGUUUCGGAAAAUUAUUGUGAUCCACUUAAAAAGGCGAUAAAAUCAGUAAAGAAUUGUGACACUUUUUGCACUUUUUCUAUGCUAAGUGGAGUGACAAAAAUGAUUCAUCAUAAGUGUAUAAAGGGACUUUAUCCUUCGAGUAAUAUUCUUAGAUUUGAAAUUCCCGAGGAUAAAGUGCCCUGGAGUGUGGAAUUUGAAGAAUAUCAACCAGUGGAAUAUAAUUCACCAGUAUUGAUAGGAAAACCUUGGGCAGAUCCGGAUACAAAUGAUUCUUCGUUCGAACCAAAAUGGAAUUUGCAAGACGGCAAAGUGAAUCGAAAGAGUUACGUGAAAGAUUACGAAAUAACAGUGGACGGAGUACCUCAGAAUCCAAUUGGAAGAACUGGUAUAAUUGGUCGAGGACUUUUGGGUCGUUGGGGACCGAAUCAUGCGGCCGAUCCAAUUGUCACCCGUUGGAAGCGAAAUGGCACGGGCGCUUUGGAAAUUGACAGAAAAUCGGAGAAACCAAUUCUCCAAUUUGUCGCUAUAGAGAGAAAGGAUUCGAAAGAAUGGGCAAUUCCUGGAGGAAUGGUUGAUCAGGGUGAAAAAAUAUCGCAAACUUUAAAGCGUGAAUUUAUGGAGGAAGCACUCGAUGCUCUCGAUAAGACACCAGAGGAACGGGAGGAAUUGGAGAGUGCUUUGAAAAAAUUCUUUGAUCGUGAUGAUAAAAUUUAUCAGGGCUACGUGGAUGAUCCACGAAAUACCGACAAUGCUUGGAUGGAGACAAUGGCUUUGAAUUUUCACGACGAAGACGGCAGUACAGUUGGUGAAAUAAAUUUAAAAGCCGGUGACGAUGCCGGCAAUGUGCGAUGGAUGGACGUCGACAGAAAAAUGAUCCUCUACGCAAAUCAUUCCGAUUUUAUUAAACAAACAGUGCACAAAAGAAACGCUCAUUGGUAACAGAAGAGUACAAACAAAAAUUGCCUUUACCAAAAUAUUUUUAUACUAUCUAUCUAAAAAAAUAUUUUUCGAUUUUCCUUUCUCACGGAGGAAGUGUUUUUUAAAUGAAAAUAUUGUUCCUUUGCUUC
Messenger RNA from Leptopilina heterotoma, 1537 nucleotides. Its product is annotated as ADP-ribose pyrophosphatase, mitochondrial. Gene Ontology annotation, molecular function: ADP-ribose diphosphatase activity. Lineage: Eukaryota; Metazoa; Arthropoda; Insecta; Hymenoptera; Figitidae. The record is from RefSeq and is a predicted model, not a curated record. The coding region runs from base 387 to 1409 and encodes 340 amino acids. The transcript has 2 exons.